Messenger RNA from Prorocentrum cordatum, 920 nucleotides. NCBI's taxonomy places the organism in Eukaryota, Dinophyceae, Prorocentrales, Prorocentraceae. The record is from the annotation of a GenBank genome assembly.
UCACAAAGCAGUAGCAAGUGGCAGUGUGCUUCACUGUUUUGCUCGACGUAAGCUGAUUAUAAUAUUACGCCUGCCGUUCAUAUGGCAAGCAAUUGCUAGCCUUCAUCUUGCUUUCAUCCAACAUGUUCAUCCUAAUUGGGAUGGCCGUCCUGAUCGGAUUAGGGACCGCGGCGAAUGCAAAAUAUUUGAAGCUGUUCCAGGAGGCGCGAUAGGUUGCAUGUAGUAGGUUGCGUUAAGCAUCUGUAAAUGACAGUUUGUUUGCAGGACGCGCCGAAGAUGACUUCCAGCACUGGCUCGAAGUCGCGGAACCGCCGGGGCCGCAACGGCGGCGGCUGCGGCGGAGGCGCGGACGCAGGCCAAUUCGCCGCGGACGCGGCCCAGCAGCGCGUGCAGGCCGUGCCGAGGCCGCUGCAGUCCUCGGCGUACCAGGCGCCGGCGCCGCAGCUCCCGCAGUACCUCUGCCAGAUGAUGCCCACGAUGGAGGCCGCCAUGCCCCUGGGCACGCUGGGCGCGCCCCCCUACGGCGGCCACCUCCUCGGCACGGGGCCGCAGUGGAACCCCUGCAUGGGCUACCACCAGCCGGCGCCUGUGGUCAUGGGCUCGCGAGGUGCCGCUCCCAUCCAUUUGCCGCCGCACGUGCCGCCGUACAUGGUCUUGCCGCAGCCCUCGAAUCCACCGCAGCCAGCGCCGCCUUACCAGAUGCAGUCGGAGUUCGCCCCGCUGCCUGGCUCGGACCUGCUGAUGAGGCACAUCCUGGAGCAGGAGAGGCUGGACGAGCAGAGGUCCGGGACGGUGGACCUCGCGAAGUGGCGCAAGAACUAUUUCAGGAAGGACAGAGGCUGGCGGACGCCGUCUUCCUUCGGGAGCCCUCCGGUGUCCGGCGCUCCCACCGCCGAGGGGACGCCCCAGUUUGUGGAGGC